Molecule: messenger RNA, 4831 nt
Organism: Hemiscyllium ocellatum (epaulette shark)
Lineage: Eukaryota; Metazoa; Chordata; Chondrichthyes; Orectolobiformes; Hemiscylliidae
Product: zinc finger protein 135-like
Exons: 3
Coding region: 492-1529 (345 amino acids)
Biological process (GO): regulation of transcription by RNA polymerase II
Molecular function (GO): RNA polymerase II cis-regulatory region sequence-specific DNA binding; DNA-binding transcription factor activity
Source: RefSeq, a predicted model, not a curated record
AAAGCGCAUGCGCAAAUGCUAUCUUUGUAAUGGUCAAUGACGAGGGAAGUUUACCGUAUAUUUAUUCAGAAUGGAGACAACCUGUCUAUCAAGCUACAUCGCCCUUUCAUACUCAUGAGGCAGAGUGGUGGCAUAAAAGGGCAGGAAGCAACAUCUGCUAUUCUCAAUCCGUUUGCCGCACGGGAUAUCUUGCUUCGUUUCCAAAGAGCUGAUGUUCACUAUAAUCAGGUGAAGUCUCAGGGCAAGAAGUAGAGAUGUCAUUCCCGAAUUGAGGAAUUGCCGAUCACAACAAGAGAUACUUUUUGAGUUGGACUGGAGAUGGAGCAGAAGUUGCAGAGUUAAAUCCCAAGGAUGUUGGAAUGCAAUCAGACUCAGCAAUUUUCAACAUGAAAUUUAAGGGAGGGAAGAAUUUGUAAUCCAACUGAAUGUCACACCAGGAUUUGAUGGAAACGGUCACUUCAUCAGGGUGUUAGCAUCAUUCACAUUUCAAAAUGGAUGUGAAAACCACCACUCACAGCAGAGAGAAGCCAUGGGAAUGUGGAGAUUGUGGGAAGGGAUUCAAUUACCCAUCUCAACUGGAAACUCACUGGCGCAGUCACACUGGGGAGCGGCCAUUUAGCUGCUCUGUAUGUUGCAAGGGAUUUACUCAGUUAUCCCAUGUAAUGACCCAUCAGCAUGUUCACACAGAGGAGAGAAAAUUUAAAUGCUCUGAUUGUGAAAAGAGCUUUAAAAAUCAAUAUGCACUGACUGAGCACCAGCGAGUUCACAACAGGCGUGUGCCAUUCAGCUGCUCCCAGUGUGGGAAGAGCUUCAGGACAUCAUCCCAAUUACUGAGACACCAGCGAGUUCACACUGAUGAGAGACCUUUUAAAUGUGCAGAAUGUGGGAAGUGCUGUAAAAGUUCAAAGGAUCUGAUGUCCCAUCACCGGGUUCACACUGAGGACAAACCAUUCAGAUGCUCUCAAUGUGGGAAUGGGUUCAGGCGAUCGUCUGACCUCACUGUACACCAGCGAGUUCACACUGGGGAGAGACCGUUCACCUGUUCCCAGUGUGGGAAAGGAUUCACUCAGUCAUCCCACCUGUUGACGCACCAGCGAGUUCACUCUUCAGAGAGGCCGUUCACCUGUUCUGAGUGUGGGAGGGGAUUCAUUCAAUUAUCCACUUUGCAGAAUCACCGGAGAAUCCAUUCUGAAAAGAGGCCGUUCACCUGCCCUGCUUGUGGAAAGGGGUUCACUCGGUCUUCCAUCUUGUUAAGGCACCAGCGGGUUCACACUGAUGAGAGACCUUUCAAAUGCACAAACUGUAAAAAGUCUUUCAAAAGUUCUGGGGAGCUUAUGUACCAUCAGCGUGUUCACACUGAUGAAAAACCGUUCAGAUGCUCUCACUGUGGGUCUGGGUUCAGGCGAUCGUGGCAACUCACUGAACACAGAUUGAUUCAUACAGGGAAGAAGCCGUUCUUCUGCACUGUGUGUGGGAAGAGAUUCACUCAUUCAUCCAACCUGCUGAGACACCAGCGAGCUCACAAGUAACAGCAGGUCUAGGUUUCUGCUGUAGCUGCUGCUGAUAAUCACAACCAGGACUGAACGAUUUUCAUUCAGAAACAGGGGAGUUGGUGGGUGGUUGAUCCUGAUUUCAGUUACCCCAGUUAGAUAAUGGUAACCCACAACAUCUCUCACUCGUUUGUGAGUGGACCAUCAUAUCUGAAAAUCUCACUUUUUAAAUUGGCAUUUAUUCGGGAUCAACAUUGCAUUGAGAUGAACAAGAAAUAAUUUAUAGGUCUUAUGUAUUGACAAGAAAAGCUGUUGAUUGAGGAUGUGUAAGCUUGGAAUGUUGUGAAUCUCCCCCUGAUCUGUUUGUUAAGACAUGAUCUUUAAACCUAUCAGAUAUUGAAGAAAUUCCUCUUCAAGUAACCUCCAACAGUUGAUCACCUCAGGCACCUCCCUGUUCUGAUAGGCACUCACCCAUUGGUGCUGGUUUGCACUGACUGACCUGUGGCAUCUUUGUUCCUUUUGUGAAGUCAGCGUGCCCAUUAGAGCUGACCUGCUAGAUAACUCUAAUGACAGCUUACAUAUUUCUAUAGAGAACCUGUCUGUCCACAUGUAAGUGUAAGUUGAAAGCAAUGUCUGUGGCAUGCUAGUGUGUAGUUCUGGUCAGCACAUAGGAAAGAUUAUACACAACACAAUAGGAACGGCUUUGGAGAUGGUGCAAAAGAGGAUGUUGCAUGGACUGAAUUAGCUAUAAGGAGUGUUUGGACAAGUUGGAUUGUUUGCACUCCUGUUUUGGAAGCGGAAGGGUGACCUGAUAGAAACAUAUAAAAUGUAUGAGAGACAGGGAUAGGGUAGAUAAUGAGUCUUUUUUUCCAGGCAGUAAAUACCAAGGGGCCUGGGAAAGGUUUUUUGUUUACACACAGUGGUAGGUGCCUGGAAUAUGUUUCCCGGGGAGGUGAUAGAAACAGAAACAAUAGCAGUGUUUAAGAAACAUUUUAGUCAGCACAACAGGCUGGGAUAUGGAGCGUGUGCUGGCAGAUAGGAUUAGUUUUGAAAAAUAUCAUGCUUGCCAUUGUGGACCAAUGGGCCUGUUCCUGAGCUGUACUGCUGUGUUCAAUAUAGUCUCAUAUCUUGGGAAUUCAGUCUUCCCUGAACAAAAUCACCGUGUGCAGCAACUUGAGGCUUAAUGAACAGCAGAAGUAGGAGCAGGAGUUUUCCAUUCAGACUUUGUGUUCCAGCUCAGUUCUAUUUUCCUGUUCUACCCCAUUUCCCUUUAGUCUGUACAUAGAAAAAGUGUACAGUGGAGUAGUGGACAGUGUGGAAGAAUGUUGCAGGGGACUUGGAUGAACUGGGCUGAAAGAUAACGAAUGGAGUUCAAUGCAGCUAAAUGUGAGGUGAUUCACUUUGGGAAGAAUAACAGGAAGUCCAAAGAUGUCCAGGUAAGGUGAAUUGACCAUGCUAAAUUGCCCAUAGUAUUCAGGGAUGUGUAGGUUAUUGGUAGGGGAAAAUAGGGUAAGGGAAUGAGUUAGGUGGGUUACUCUUCGAAGGGUAAGUGUGGACUUGUUGGGCCAAAGGGCCUGUUUCCACACUGUAGAGAUUCUAUGCUUCUAUAUAAAAUUCUAUAUAAGUGCGAGUGGUAAAGCACCAAGAUAAACACAUGCCUGAAUAACAGUGUUCCAAUGAACUCAGUGAAACCAUUUUUUUUGAGUUAACAAUCUGAAAGCACUUCUCUCCACAGUGGAGAGAAACUACACAUGUAUAGUGUGUAUGGGCAAGGAUCCAGCAGAUCAACCAACCUGGAGAGAUGCAAGGAGAUUUGCAUCAUGGAAAAUCUAUAGAAAUGUGGGGAUUGUGGGAUGGGAUACAAAUACCUAGACCAGCUGUAACAAGUCCUUUAUUUAAAACCAGGUGGAAACAGGAAUGCUGUCUUCUUAAAAACUGUAAGAAUGGCAGAUGCUGUAAAACAAAUGAAAAAAAAUGCUGGAAAAGCUCAGCAGGUCUGGCAACAUCUGUGGAGAGACGUCAGAGUUAACGCUUUGGGUAAAGUGUGCCUUCCUCAGAACCUUCUGUGACGUUUCGUUCAAUUUUUGUUUGUCAUAGGGGAGAGCAGAUGCCUUCUCCCAAAAAAAACUGCUUGUGCAGUGGCACGAGGUGUCCAGCAGAGGGUGGCAUUUAAUCACUUUAAAUACAAGAGGGAGCACGAGGCUUUGAGCGUUGAAUUCACAUUGUUAGUUCAUUCAAACUUCCCUCCAGGAUAAACGUGUCCCAUUGCAGACAAAGAUGGACACCAUAGAGAUAUUGGACAGAUUCAUUGAGUAAUAUAGCAUGGGGACAGACCCUUUGGCCCAAACUGCUCCAUACUGACCAUGGUAUCACACAGCUAUUUUCAAUUGCCUGCAUUUGGUCCAUAUCCCUUUAAACUAUCCAUGUAUUUCCUUAACAUGUUUUUAAAAAUGUUGUUAUCGUACCUGCCUCAACCAGUUUUUCUGGCAGCCCAUAUACGCACCACUCUCUGCGUGAAGAAGUUGCCCCGACUUUAUGCAUUCAUCUUAUCAAUGCUCCUUAUGAUUUUAUAUACCUCCGUAAGGUCAACCCUCAUUCUCCUUCGUCGCAAGGAAUAAAGUCCUAUCUUGGCCAACCUCUUCUUGUAACUUUGACCAACUAUGCACUCUUUCCUGUUUAGCUAUGUCUUUCUUGUAAUAGGGUGACCAAAACUGCAGAAUGCUCCAAGUGCGGCCUCAUCAACGACCUCACCGGACAUCAUUUGCAGACAGACGCACAACUCAUUUGUAGAAUUUUUAAAACUGAUUAUAAGUCGACUUGCACUUUUUGUGAAAAUCCCAAAUUCACUUGUGGGAUAAAUUUGUCUGUUAAGCCUGUGUGUUCCUUUGUGUAAAUAAUUGUCGUUCUGUAUUCUGGAUUCUGAAGGAUUGGAACUCAGUUUUGUUUCUGUGUACGUUUCAAAUCUGGGUUCCGUGUGUGAGGUCAGAAGACAGCGGGAGGCAAACAUAGUCUAGGGUAGACCUGCUGCUUGUGCUCACACCUCCUACCCCGAAUCCCAAAGAUGACUUUGGAUGUGCUCCAGGUAGAGGGGCUGGGAGUUAUCUGGAUGAGCUCGAAUUUCAGUUAAGAGGGACCAUUGAAUGACAGGCAGAAUCUGAUAGCCACAGUCUCUUUUGCCAUAUGGACUGAGCAUGAGGUGAGUAUCAGUGUGUUUCUGCCUGACCCUUUUAUUGAAUCAAAUGUAUGUAAAUAGUAUCUUGUAUAAAUUUUAAAAAAACACUUUUGCCCUUAACGUUUGUUUAGAACUACUUUAUUCAUAAAAAACUCUUAUGUACAUACAC